CCAACUAAUCCCCGUCCGCAAUCGGUGUCGCGACAACAUGUUGGCGAAAAGUUUGACUGUCUGCUGCCUGUUGGCACUCAUUGUGUCCCCCACACUGGCCGAGUUGGGCUGGUGGCGUACGGCGCAAUUCUAUCAGAUCUAUCCGCGAUCCUUCAAGGAUAGCGAUGGCGAUGGCGUCGGUGAUCUCAAUGGUGUUACGCAACAAUUGGCAUACCUGAAGGAGAUUGGCGUCACAGCCACUUGGCUGUCACCCAUUUUCACCUCACCCAUGGCUGAUUUUGGCUAUGAUGUGGCCAACUUCUACGAGAUUGAUCCACUCUUCGGCACCAUGGAAGAUUUCGACAAUUUGCUGACACGCGCUAAGCAGCUGGAUAUCAAGAUUAUCUUGGACUUUGUGCCCAAUCAUUCGAGUGACGAGUGCGAGUGGUUUAUCCGCUCCGCAGCUGGUGAGGCUGAGUACAAGGACUUCUAUGUGUGGCACACUGGCAAGGUGGUUAAUGGCAUUCGUCAGCCACCAACCAACUGGAUCAGCGUGUUCCGUGGCUCGCAGUGGACAUGGCAUGAGGGACGUCAGGCCUACUAUUUGCAUCAGUUCCACGCCAAGCAACCGGAUUUGAACUAUCGCAAUCCCCAGGUCGUUGAGGCCAUGAAGGAUGUGCUCCGCUUCUGGCUGCGCAAGGGCGUCUACGGCUUCCGUAUCGAUGCUGUGCCCCAUGUGUUCGAAGUCGCUGCCGACAGCACUGGCAAUUGGCCCGAUGAGCCACGUAAUGAGUAUGUCACCGAUCCCGAAGAUUACUCCUACUUGGAUCACAUUUACACCACAAACCAACCGGAAACUAUCGAUUUGGUCUAUCAAUUCCGCGAAGUCAUCGAUGACAUCGAUGCUGAGCUGGGCGGCGAUGAUCGCGUACUGCUCUCAGAAGCUUAUGCUCCUCUGGACGUGCUCAUGCAAUACUAUGGCAAUAGCACACACAACGGCUCUCAAAUUCCAUUCAACUUUGAGCUCAUCUCCAACAUCAACAUCAAUUCCGAUGCCUAUCAUUACUCCGAGCUGAUUCACAACUGGCUGGACAAUAUGCCAUCCGACAAAGCCGCCAACUGGGUCCUAGGCAACCACGAUCAGAGUCGCAUUGGCUCUCGCCUUGGCGCGGAUCGCAUUGAUGCCAUCAACAUGUUGCUGCUGACACUUCCCGGCAUCAGUGUGACUUACCAGGGUGAGGAGAUCGGCAUGACAGAUGUCUUCAUCAGCUGGGAGGAUACCGUCGAUCCUCAGGCCUGUCAGUCCAAUGAGCAGGAGUUCGAGCGUCUCACACGUGAUCCUGUGCGCACUCCCUUCCAGUGGAGUGAUGAGUCGCAGGCUGGUUUCACCAAUGCCAGCACCACUUGGCUGCCAGUUGCCGAUGAUUUCAAGCUGGUAAAUGUGAAGCGCGAACGCGGCAUUGCCCUCAGCCAUCUGAAUAUCUACAAGCAAUUGCGUGCUCUGCGCGAUGAGGUCACCCUCAAGCAGGGCGACAUCCAAGUCAACGCCUUGGGUCCCAAUGUUCUCGCCUUAAAGCGUUCUUUGGCUGGACAAGCCUCGUACAUUACUGUGCUGAAUAUCAACGAUGAUGUGGAAGCCGUUAAUCUGGAUUCUGUCUUCACUCAGCUCAGCUCUCAGCUGCGCUACGUUGUGGUCAACGACAAGAGCGUGCGUCGCAAGAAUGAUUUGACUUUUGCCAACUCAGUAUUGUUGAUGCCCAAGGAAGCUAUUGUCCUGAGCACCGUUUAAUUUCCUUGUAAUAUUUUAAGUUAUUAAAUGCAUAUAUGCUAAACGAA
Molecule: messenger RNA, 1815 nt
Organism: Drosophila nasuta
Lineage: Eukaryota; Metazoa; Arthropoda; Insecta; Diptera; Drosophilidae
Gene: Mal-A3
Product: Maltase A3
Exons: 4
Coding region: 38-1768 (576 amino acids)
Biological process (GO): carbohydrate metabolic process
Source: RefSeq, a predicted model, not a curated record